Messenger RNA from Rubroshorea leprosula, 2103 nucleotides. Lineage: Eukaryota; Viridiplantae; Streptophyta; Magnoliopsida; Malvales; Dipterocarpaceae. The record is from the annotation of a GenBank genome assembly.
AAAUUUUUUCAGAAAAGUAUAGUUGCCAGAAGCGUGUUGCUUUUUGUUGCUUGUUUAGGAAUGUGCAUGCUAAUUGGCGAUGGCAUCCUUACCUCCGCAAUCUCAGUUUUGUCAGCAAUGAAUGGAGUGAAAGAACGCUUUGAUUCUGUUAGUGAAUCUCUGGUGGAAGUCCUUUCUGCAGUAGUUCUUGUCAUUCUCUUCCUCCUACAGAAAUAUGGCACUUCUCGUGUGAGCUUUAUGUUUUCUCCCAUCAUGGCUGCAUGGACUUUGAGCACUCCAAUUAUUGGAAUUUAUAGCAUUGUACGUCAUUACCCCAGUAUAUUCAAGGCACUAUCACCUCAUUACAUCUUUCUUUUCUUUUCAAGAAAUGGAAAAGAAGGGUGGCUGCUGCUUGGUGGUACCAUCCUCAGCAUCACUGGUUCUGAAGCAAUGUUUGCAGAUCUAGGUCAUUUUAACAAGAGUCCCAUUCAGAUGGCUUUCUUGUUUAUGAUAUAUCCAUCUCUGGUUUUUACAUAUGCUGGGCAAACAGCAUAUUUGAUUAAGAACCCUGACGAUUUCAAGGAUGGAUUUUACAAAUUUAUACCAAACGCCGUUUACUGGCCAAUCUUCAUCAUAGCCACACUGGCUACAAUUGUCGCCAGCCAAUCUGUGAUAUCUGCGACUUUUUCUGUUGUCAAGCAAUCUGUUGUGCUGGAUUGUUUUCCUCGAGUGAAGGUGGUGCACACGUCUCCCAACAACGAAGGAGAAGUUCACUCUCCAGAAGUGAAUUACAUCCUUAUGAUUCUUUGUGUUGCAGUGAUACAUAUAUUUGGAGAAGGAAAUAUCGCAAACGCUUUUGGUGUUGUUGUUAGCCUAGCCAUGCCCAUUACAACCAUAUUACUGACAUUAGUCAUGGUCAUUAGCUGGAGAACAUCACCAUUGCUGGUUGCACUUUUCUUCUCUGUAUUUUUCACGAUGGAGAGUGUUUAUGUGAGUGCAGUCUGCACCAAAAUUCCUGAGGUUGGAUGGAUGCCUUUGGCCAUAUCUUUAAUCCUUGCCUUCAUUAUGUUCGGCUGGUGCUAUGGGAGACAGAGAAAGAUAGAGUACGAACUAAAACACAGGAUUGACUUGGAAACACUCAAAAUGCUGUUGUCUGACCCCGCCGUUCAAAGGGUUCCUGGAUUGUGCUUCUUCUACACCAACAUUCAAGAUGGUUUCACUCCCGUCCUGGGACAUUAUAUCGCAAACAUGAGAUCUCUUCACAAGGUUACUAUUUUUACAACACUUCGGUAUUUGCUGGUACCAAAGGUUGAUCCAGAUGAGAGGAUUAUUGUCAACAAAUUAGGACUGGAAGGCGUUUAUCAGUGUCGGAUCCAGUAUGGCUAUGCUGAUUCCCUGAACCUGGUGGGAGACGAUUUGGUCAGUCAAGUCACUCGGAGCUUACAGGCACAUGUAGAAAACGGCUGGCGUGGUUCACCAGCUGAGAUUUCUGUACCGGAAGAGAGUUUACAGGCAGAUGUAGAAAAUGGCCUGGGUUGUUCACCCUCUGAGAUUCCUGAACUGGAAGAGAGCUUACAGGCAGGUGUAGAAAACAGCUUGGGUUGUUCACCAUCUGAGAUUUCUGAGAUUCCUGAACCGGAUGAGAUCUUACAGGCAGAUGUCGAAAACGGCUUGGGUUGUUCACCAUCUGAGAUUUCUGAGGUUCCUGAACUGGAUGAGAUCUUACAGGCAGAUGUAGAAACCAGCUCGGGUUGUUUACCAUCUGAGAUUUCUGAACUAGAAGAGGCCAAAAAGGCUGGUGUGGUUCACAUUCGGGGAAAGACAAGGUCUGCUCUGCCUACUCUAGGGGUGCCGCUACCACAGUGUAUUGAGGUUGGGAUGGUUUACGAGGCUUAAAGAGAUACUUGUAUUAAUGGUUCAAUCAAAUUCCGCUAGAUGCAAUAUGUAGAUUCAGCUGGUGCUAGCAGAGGUUCAACCAAGUAAUCAAGCAGUGCAUGAACAGCAUCCUCAGUUGAACAAACCUGUGAUUUACCCAUGUCUUUACAUAUAUUUGAGAACCACUGCCCUCGAAUCCUUAUUUAUCAACACUUGCAAAUAAACAAGCAUUAAAGCUAAUCAUGUUUU